Messenger RNA from Zingiber officinale, 1542 nucleotides. Its product is annotated as zinc finger CCCH domain-containing protein 17-like. Bases 1 to 1542 code for a protein of 513 amino acids. The transcript has 11 exons. NCBI's taxonomy places the organism in Eukaryota, Viridiplantae, Streptophyta, Magnoliopsida, Zingiberales, Zingiberaceae. The record is from RefSeq and is a predicted model, not a curated record. Gene Ontology annotation, molecular function: metal ion binding; protein binding.
AUGUGCCAAAGGCUCUCUUUUCUGGAGAAGGAAGUUAAGCAGUUGAAGGCAUCGAACGACCAAUCCUUCGCCGCUCAGGAAAAAAUCGACGUUGAGGUAGCCCGACUCCAAGCCGCUCUGGAGAAGAGCGAGAAGCUGCUCGAGGCCGAACGGUUCCUUCCUCCCCAAUCCACAACUCUUUUCUCUCGAUCAAUUGCUGCGGAGAUGGAAUCGUGUGUUCUCCAUCGCAACAAGAGGGUGGUUCUUCAGAAGCCGCCGGUGGCGGUCCCUUGCGUCUUCUGGCGCGCGGGUCGAUGCAACCGUCGACCUUGUCGCUUCCUCCACGCCGAACAACCCCCAUCUGCUCCGGAGAAAAACACCAAGCGCAAUCUACAGACCCCGUUGUCAUCUCCGGCAACAAACGGCAAGCGCAAUCUGCAGACCCCGUUGUCAUCUCCGGCAACAAACGCCAAGCGCAAUCUGCAGCCCCCGUUUGCUCUGGCAACAAAGGGCAAGCGCAACCUGGAGCCUCCCUAUGCUCCGGUGACAAACGACAAGCACGAUCUCGCAUGGAGGGGAGAUAAUACUGCUUCCUCCGUUGUUUUGCCGCAUGCUUCCUCCGUCAUCGUUUAUGAUAAGAAGAAUAAGAUCGCCGCUGACAGGGACACGGUUCGUAACGAGAGCAAUUGCUCUCUUCUGGCCACGAUCCGGGGGCAUCAACAGGCCAUAUCUGGGAUCGCAUUAGCAUCCGAUACAAACAGAUUGCUCCUAGGAAGCAAAGAUGGAACCAUCAGCGUCUGGGAUUCACUCACCGGACAGCGUGUCCGUGUAAACAUUAUGGGUGCUGAAGUUGGAGCCCUCCUCACUGAGCAACAUUGGAGCUUUAUGGGCGUCUUCGAUUCUUUCCAAGCCUACAAUUCACAUACCAAAACUCAGUAUAUAAUCGAAGAGCUUGGAGGACAAGUUCAUGCUAUAGCUGCUUCGAAUGGAUUCGUUUUUGCUGGUAUCCAAGAUGGAUCCAUUUUGGCUUGGCAAUUCAAUUCAGAAGAAUUAAUUACAGAACAACCGAUGGCAUCUCUCGAUGGGCAUCUACUUCCAGUAGUGUCACUGCUAGUGCAUGAAGAUAUCUAUUCCGGUUCUACGGAUCAUACAAUUAAGGUGUGGGAUCUCACUUCGUUACAAUGCAUACAAACAAUUAAUGGUCAUACAUCAUCAGUGAUGUCGCUGCUUUCAUGGGGACCGUAUAUCCUAUCUUGCUCUCUUGAUAACUCAAUAAAAAUUUGGGCCACUUCCGAAGGAAGUCAACAGUUGCAACUAGUUUAUACACAUCAAGAAAAUAAUGGCGUGAUUUCUCUUUGCGGCAUUAGCGAUGCUAAUGCUAAGUCAGUAUUGAUAUGUGCACGCAGUGACCGUUCCAUUUGUCUCUAUGAUUUGCCAUCAUUCACGCAGAGGGGCCAAAUUCACUUUAGUGAGGAGUUGAAGGUGGUCAAAAGUGACCCUAGUGGUUUAUUCUUUACUGGCGAUGCCACUGGAGAGCUCAGAGUCUGGAGCUUGUCCGGCUGA